AUGACCCAAAUCGUACUGCAGACGAGCCGGAGGGGGGGGGGUGGAGUUUGCCCUCUGAACACGCGCACUAACCUCACACAGGAGAUGGGUGGCUACCGCGUUUUGGACCACCUCUGGGGUGGCUGGUGGAGGGGUCCUGGGGUCUGCGCAGCUCGUAAGGUCGGAGGCUUUGGCACAGAGGCCCGGCAUCAGUUGCAUCCUCAAGGCUCCAGCAAACGGUCGAGGUCCCUGAGAAACCAGCCCUUCCCAGAGGUGCAGCCAGAGAACCUCACGGAGGAGCUCAUUGAUGUGCUGAGGGCAUCUGUGGUGGACCAGAAAGGACCACUAGUGACACUGAACAAGCCACAGGGUCUUCCAGUGACAGGAAAACCAGGAGAGUUGACAUUGUUCUCCGUGCUGCCAGAGCUGAGCCAAUCCCUGGGGCUUGGGGAGCAGGAGCUCCAGGUUGUCCAAGCAUCUGGGAAGGAGACCUCUGGGCUUGUACUCCUCUCUAGUUGUCCUCAGACAGCAAGCCGCCUCCAGAAGUUCUUUGCCCAUUCACGAAGAGCCCAGAGACCUACAGCCACCUACUGGGCUGUCACUGAUGGGAUCCCAGCUACUUCUGAGGGGAAGGUGCAAGCAGCUCUAAAACUGGAUCAUGUUGAUGGCGUUGAUCUCGUAGUUCCAGUGAACUCUCCAUCCCGAAAGGACGUCCUGGAAGGUGUCAAGAGGACCCUAAGCCACUUCCGUGUGGUGGCCACAGGUUCUGGCUGUGCCUUGGUCCAGCUGCAACCAUUAACAGUGUUCCCCAGUCAGCUACAGGUACACAUGGUGCUGCAGCUCUGCCCUGUGCUUGGGGACCACAGGUAUUCUGCCCGCGUGGGCGCUGUCCUGGGCCAGCGCUUUCUACUGCCAGCUGAGAGCACCAAACCCCAAAGACAGGUCCUGGAUGAAGCCCUCCUCAGACGCCUCUGCCUGACGCCCUCCCAGGCGGCCCAGCUGCCCUUACACCUCCACCUACAUCGUCUCCACCUCCCAGGCCCCAGGCCCAGGGACGCCCUCAUAGAGCUUUUGGCACCCUUGCCCCCUUAUUUCUCCAGGACUCUGCAGUGCCUGGGGCUCCACCAGUGAUAGUCCUCCUCCUGUUCUUACUGGAAAGUGGUGGGUGUGAGGAGCCCGCAGUUGCGAGGAGAAAGAGUUCAGUGCUCGCCGUGUAGUGAGGUCAUGGUUUAAGACCCUGGGCUGUGUAGUCAGACUAACCCAAGGUCAAAUCCUGGCUAGGCCACUUGCUGUGUGGUGUUGGGCAAAUAACCUCACCUCUCUGGACUUGAGAAAAUAAAUGUACCUAACUCACCAAAUGUAUGUAACUAUGGUUUUGAAGAUUUGCUGAGAAAGUAAAUGUUUAUCACGGACAAU
Messenger RNA from Phyllostomus discolor (pale spear-nosed bat), 1395 nucleotides. RefSeq names its product RNA pseudouridine synthase D3 (gene RPUSD3). Lineage: Eukaryota; Metazoa; Chordata; Mammalia; Chiroptera; Phyllostomidae. Gene Ontology annotation, biological process: pseudouridine synthesis. The record is from RefSeq and is a predicted model, not a curated record. Gene Ontology annotation, molecular function: RNA binding; pseudouridine synthase activity.